Molecule: messenger RNA, 498 nt
Organism: Wyeomyia smithii (pitcher-plant mosquito)
Lineage: Eukaryota; Metazoa; Arthropoda; Insecta; Diptera; Culicidae
Exons: 1
Coding region: 1-498 (165 amino acids)
Source: RefSeq, a predicted model, not a curated record
AUGACUACGAUCCUGAGAAGCAAAAAGUGUCAGCAGGAGGAUCGUGACCAUGAAGAGCUAGAAGAGCUAUUCACUGCUAAUAAUACGCGAAAGUUCUACGAAAGGAUUAACCAAACCCAUAAAGGCUAUGUGCCGCGAGCUGACUUUUGCAAGGAUAUGGAUAGCGAGGUGGCCGACAGGUGGAAGCAGCUUUUCGAUGAACAUCUGAAUGGCGAUGCAAGAAACAAAAGCGGAACUGGAACGGACCUGGGAGUGCCAGCAGUAGAUGACCAGGUAUCAACCCUCGUCCUCCACGAAAUUCAGCGGGAGAUUGGGAGGCUGCAGAACAACAAAGCCACCGGCAAAGACACCCUGCCGGGUGAGUUCUACGAACAUGGUAAAGAAACACUUGCUAGAGCACUGCACUGGGUCAUUUGCAAGAUCUCGGAGGUGGAAAAAUUGCCGAAGGAGUGGAUGAAGGAGUCGUCUGCCUCAUCUAUAAGAAGGGCAACAAGCUGA